GGGGAUUUGGGGGGGGUCCUGAAGAGUUUUGGGGGCUCUGGGGAGAGAUUUUAGGUUCAAAAUUCCCUCAUUUUACAUCCAAAAAUCACCAUUUUGGGACCCAAAGUUCCCAUUUUUUGGCCAAAAAUACCAACUUUGGGUUUAAAAAUGUCCAUUUUAGGUCCAAAAAUACCCAUUUUGGGGCUAAAAAAUCUCAUUAUUUGGCCCAAAACACCCACUUUAGGUCCAAAACCACCCAUUUUAGGACCAAAAAUACCCCCCAUUUUAGAACCAAAAAUAACCAUUUUUUUUAAGCAAAAUUGUCCAUUUUAGGACCAAAACCAUCCUCCAUUUUAGGACCAAACCCACUCCUCAUUUUAGGGCCAAAAUUACCCAUUUUUUUUAACCGAAACAGUCCAUUUUAGGACCAAAACCACCCCCCAUUUUUAAGACCAAAAAUACCCAUUUUUUGGUCCAUUUUAGGACCGAAACCACCCCCCAUUUUAGCACCAAAAAUACCCAUUUUUUUUAACCAAAACUAUCCAUUUUAGGACUGAAACCACCCCCCAUUUUAGCACCAAAAACACCCAUUGUUUUUUAACCAAAACUAUUCAUUUUAGGACCGAAACCACACCCGUUUUAGGACCAAAAAUCCCCAUUUUUUGGUCCAUUUUAUGACCAAAACCCACCCGUUUUAGCUCCAAAAACCCCCAUUUGAGGGGAAUCCCCGUUUUUGUCGGAAUUCCCGCCUCCCCCUGACCCUUUUUCCCUCUUUUUCCCCCUUUUUCGCCCCUCCAGGCUCACCAUGCCCCCCCCGCGCUGCUCCCGCUGCCCCUCUCCCUCCUCCCUGCUCCGCUCCCGCUCCCUCCUCCCCUUCUGCCGCAGCUGCUUCGUCGCCGCCUUCGAGGCUGAGACCCUCCGGGCCCUGCUGGGGGACCCCUCGGGGACCCCCAAACCCGGGCAGGGGGUGGCCGUGGCGGCCUCGGGGGGCAAAGAUUCCACGGUGCUGGCCCACGUUCUGUCCCGGCUGGAUCGAUCCCAGGGCUUGGGGCUGAGGUUGGCGCUGCUGGCGGUGGACGAGGGCAUCGCCGGCUACCGGGAGCCCUCCCUGGUGGCCCUGCGGGACGUGGCGCUGGCCCUGCCCCUGCCCCUGGUGGUGGUGGAGCACCGGGAGCUCUUCGGGGUCACCGUGGACCAGGCGGGGCCGGCGCUGGGCGGGAGGAGGAGCCGCUGCACCCUCUGCGGGGUCCUCAGGAGGAGGGCGCUGGAGAGGGGGGCCGGGGAGAUGGGGGCGGACUGGAUCGUGACUG
Neopelma chrysocephalum (saffron-crested tyrant-manakin) is the source of this 1289-nucleotide messenger RNA. RefSeq names its product cytoplasmic tRNA 2-thiolation protein 1-like. Gene Ontology annotation, cellular component: mitochondrion; cytosolic tRNA wobble base thiouridylase complex. Lineage: Eukaryota; Metazoa; Chordata; Aves; Passeriformes; Pipridae. Gene Ontology annotation, molecular function: tRNA binding. The transcript is spliced from 2 exons. The annotation marks the transcript as partial. Gene Ontology annotation, biological process: tRNA wobble position uridine thiolation. The record is from RefSeq and is a predicted model, not a curated record.